AUAACUCUUAAGAAAUGCCAAAAUGUCUCUACUGCUCAGUAUGCGAACCAGAUUUAGAUCCGAAUGGAAGUUUAAGUGAAUAUUGUAGCGAUGAAUGUCGUAUAAAUGCUUUAAAUACAGGCUUUACAAAACCUUGUAUACAAUGUAACGAAUAUCCUAGACUUAAGUCGAGUCAAUAUUGUGGUUGGGUGAGAUGUAGAAAUUCAGCAAAGUGUAUAAAGUGCAAGAAAAAUUUCGUUACAAUGUUAAAUUCUUUAUGGUGUUCUAAACAAUGUCGAGAUAUCACACAAAAUUGGAAAUCUAUGGUGAAGACUAAUGAGUUAUGUUUAAAGUGUACACAAGAGACCACUUAUUUUGGAAAAUAUUUUUGUGGAGAAGAUUGCGAGGAAUGGGUUAAUGAAAAUGGACCUUGUAUAUUUAAGCUUUCUAAACAAGGAAAUAAAUUUAAAGAUAUUUCCAAUCAAUUUAUGUCUUCUUGGAAACACGAAAAUAAAGUUAUGCCAGAAAUACAUACGAUAUAUAAAAUAUUUCCUGAGAAACAAAUUAUAUCACGCUAUAAUAAUUAUCGAGAUACUAUUGAGAGUUUAAGACGACUCGACGGUAAGCCAUUCCCAAAAGGUGAUGGGCGUGUAAUGACAAAAGGAAAUGAACAACGUAGAUUUCAUGGAACGAGAAUGAAAUGUCUUUUGGGAAUUCAAACAGAUAUGCUUUGUUCAGACGUGAAUUGUGCAGUAUGUAGAAUAAUAACAGAAGGAUAUAAAUUAAUAUAUGCAAAAACAAGUAGAUUUAAAUAUCAAAAAUUUGGGGAUGGAAUUUAUUUUUCAAGUACAUCAUCCAAAUCUGAUGAUUUUAAUAAAAAAUCUAUGAAAUAUUACAAUGGUGUUAAUUAUAAAGUAAUGUUUCUAAAUAAGGUGGUUGUUGGUAGAGCUUUUGAAUUAACUCAAGAAAAAAGAACUUUAACUGGUCCUCCUAUUAAUUAUGAUAGUGUAGUUGGUGAACCCAGUGCCUUACUUUAUUAUGAUGAGCUGGUUGUGUAUGAUGAAUCUGCUUGUAUACCUCAAUAUUUAGUUGUUUAUGAAUUACCAAAAUUACCAAAUAGACGACAAUAAUAGUUCAUUAAAAAAAAUUGAUCUUAACAAAUCAAUUUUUUAAAUCACUAACAGGAUCAUGAUGAUUAAGAGUAUCUAUAUGUAUAUGUAUGAAAAAUGGGCUAGUUUUAUUAAAAUAUUAAAAAUAUACUUUGUUUUUAAUAUAAUAAUUUAAUAUUGUAGCUAAAAUA
Molecule: messenger RNA, 1279 nt
Organism: Rhizophagus irregularis DAOM 181602=DAOM 197198
Lineage: Eukaryota; Fungi; Glomeromycota; Glomeromycetes; Glomerales; Glomeraceae
Molecular function (GO): NAD+ poly-ADP-ribosyltransferase activity
Source: RefSeq, a predicted model, not a curated record